Messenger RNA from Linum trigynum, 832 nucleotides. The record is from the annotation of a GenBank genome assembly. Lineage: Eukaryota; Viridiplantae; Streptophyta; Magnoliopsida; Malpighiales; Linaceae.
ACCUCCAGCCAUCAGCUGUGAAAUCCAACAACACCAACAACAAAAGCAUCUUAGUACUCCGAGAAUCAACUAAUGAUGCGGCAACGCAACAAAAUAAUUUCGGCGCUGGUGUCCCUGAUCUUCCUGUCGACACUAAUGGCGACGGCGACUGAGAUAAUAUGGUCUCCAUGGGGCCCCAAAACGAAGGUGAUGAUCACCAACGAGGUGGGCGGAGGGCGACAGCUGACAGUGCACUGCAGCAGCUUCUUCGUUGAUAACGAAGAUCUCGGGGUUCAUGUGGUGAACCCGCAUGACAGCUACCGAUUCAAGUUCUGGAUAAAGGCGAGCCCCCCUUGGUUCUACUGCAGCAUGGAUUGGGGAGCCGUCGGAGGGCCUCGCUGGUUCGAUAUCUACGAUCCGCUAAGGGACGCAGACCGGUGCCGGUCGCCGGCGUGGUGCCAGUGGAUCGUCAAGGAGAGCGGGCCGUGUACGAGCAUGUUUGGUGUUCAGCGCUGUUAUCCGUGGAAGAAGUAGAUAUGCUUUUUUUUUUCUCUUUCUCUCUUCUUUUGCAAUAAGAAAACUAUGUCUAUGUGCAUCCAUGCAUGACACAUGCAUAUUUUGGAGUUUGCGAAAUAGGUUGUUGGAGAGUUAUGAAGUGGUUAAUUAGUUUUUUUUUUUUUUUUGUGUUUGGAAAUUGCGGUCAGAGAAUUGAAUGCUAGCUUCAAUGUUUGAUCUACUGACUAGCUAAUUUUAGUGAUUUAGCUCAUUGUGUUUGUCAAAUGGGAUUUAAGUGUAAACUGUUACGCAGAGUCUCGCAAGUCCUGCGUGGUCGGAAUACAGUCGAUUUACAUGU